UCUGGCUGUAGUAAAGAUGGCGUGUUCCGCGACUCGCAGCUCCGCACGCUGGAUCACAGUGGCCGCGUCCUCCUGCCACACACGAGCCUGUCCAGCCCUCAUCUCCUGCCCGAAUGGAGCCUACAGGAGCUUCUCAAGGCUGUCAGGCCGGCCGAUAUGGACGACAGGCCUUAUGUUUGGAGGGAGAGACGGGACUGCGGUGACAUUGAGAGGCAUGACAGGUAUGGGCCCAUCUGACAUCAACUGUAAGCUGUCGUUCCACACCAGUUCUCCUGUUAAUAAACAAGACUUCUACCAGAUUCUAGGAGUCCCACGCACAGCCACACAGAAGGAAAUUAAGAAAUCUUAUUACCAGUUGGCAAAGAAAUAUCAUCCAGACACUAACAAAGAGGACCCACAAGCCAAGGAGAAGUUUGCACAGCUAGCGGAGGCCUACGAGGUGCUCAGCGAUGAGGUGAAGAGGAAGCAGUACGACACGUACGGUUCUGCCGGGUUUGACGCGGGUCAGGCUGGUGCCGGUCAUCAGCACUACUGGAGCGGAGGAGCGAGCAUUGACCCAGAGGAGCUAUUCCGCAAGAUCUUCGGAGAGUUUUCUGGAGCGCGAGGCUUUGGGGAUUUUAACGCCAUCUUCGAUCAACCACAAGAGUAUGUUAUGGAGUUGACGUUCGCUCAGGCUGCCAAAGGUGUGAAUAAGGAAAUUAUGGUGAAUAUCGAGGGCACGUGCCAGCGCUGUGACGGCAGAGGACACGAGCCAGGAUCUAAAGUCCAGCAUUGCGGCAGCUGCAACGGGACGGGCAUGGAGACCGUGAACACUGGGCCAUUUGUGAUGCGCUCCUCCUGUCGGCGCUGUGGUGGUCGGGGUUCAGUCAUUACCUCGCCCUGUACGGCGUGUCGAGGAACAGGUCAGACUAAACAAAGGAAGAGUGUCACCGUGCCGGUACCUGCAGGUAUUGAGGACGGACAGACGGUCAGAAUGCCGGUGGGGAAGAAAGAGAUCUUCAUUACAUUCAGAGUCCAGAAGAGUCCGAUCUUCAGAAGGGACGGUGCUGAUAUCCAUUCUGAUGUCAUGAUUUCUAUAGCUCAGGCCAUACUGGGUGGCACAGUCCGAGCGCAAGGAUUAUACGAGACCGUCAACCUUUCUAUCCCAGCUGGAAUCCAGUCCGACCAGAGGAUCCGGUUGUCCGGGAAAGGAAUCCCGCGGGUCAGUGGCCACGGUUACGGCGACCACUACGUCCACGUCAAGAUCAAAAUUCCCAAGAUGUUGACAGACAGACAGCGAGCGCUCUUGAUGAGCUAUGCAGAGGACGAAACCGACGUGGAGGGAACCGUCAGCGGGGUGACCAGCACCACUGCAGGUAAAAGAUCAACUGGAAAUUGAAAGACUGACCCUAGUGCAGAUUCCGGUUAACUGCCUGAAGACUACGUGACAGACAGGACAACAGGAGAAGGAACGGAGACUCUUGCUGUGGACGAGCUCACCCCCCUCAGAAGCUAAAUCUGGAUGUGAACUAAACUAUGAGGACAUCUUAUUAUUGACUUGAUUCCAGAGGAAUACGAAUCAUAUGAACUACCAUAUAUCUUUGGUCCAUUUGUAACCUUAAAAAGUUAUAACUAGUUUUCAUUUAGAAAUACAGAUUCUGAUUCUCGAACAGAGAAAAAUCCAUAAAUAUUGAAUGCCCAAAUUGCAGACAUACAUCUCAGAGAUGUCUGUUUUAGAUAUUUUGACGCUUUCCAGAUGAAAAGAUCUAAAACAAACUUCUCGUAGAUGUACGUGUGCUAUCUGGGAUCCCUUGAUGGCCGUUGAAGUAGGUGGUGACAUGUGCAGAAAGUGUCUCUGUUGUCAUGAGUGCCUAUAGAUUACUGCUAAUAAUGCAGAUAUCUAGGGCCAGCUAAUACUUGGUUCUUUAUAUGUUAGUUCUUGAUCUACCGUCAACCAAAACCACUUUUCCAAACCUGUGAUCAUGCUACAUGCAUUCAUUCAACAGCACUCUUACGUUUAAAUCAGUCUGCCUCAUUUGCACUGUACAUGGACAGCUGUUGAUAUUAUAUUGUUAUCGUGUUAUUGUAGAAAGUACAUAUUCAAUAAUGAAUUAAAUGAUUUGUGUGAACAUUGUAAAUGACUGAUUUUUGGCAGAGGAAAUGCCUUAUAGA
Messenger RNA from Xyrauchen texanus (razorback sucker), 2151 nucleotides. It is a transcript of the gene dnaja3a, whose product is annotated as DnaJ heat shock protein family (Hsp40) member A3a. Lineage: Eukaryota; Metazoa; Chordata; Actinopteri; Cypriniformes; Catostomidae. The transcript is spliced from 11 exons. The record is from RefSeq and is a predicted model, not a curated record. Gene Ontology annotation, molecular function: heat shock protein binding; ATP binding; protein kinase binding. Gene Ontology annotation, cellular component: mitochondrion. Gene Ontology annotation, biological process: mitochondrion organization; response to heat; protein folding. The coding region runs from base 17 to 1378 and encodes 453 amino acids.